Exophiala bonariae is the source of this 1200-nucleotide messenger RNA. RefSeq lists its product as uncharacterized. The transcript has 2 exons. The record is from RefSeq and is a predicted model, not a curated record. The coding region runs from base 1 to 1200 and encodes 399 amino acids. NCBI's taxonomy places the organism in Eukaryota, Fungi, Ascomycota, Eurotiomycetes, Chaetothyriales, Herpotrichiellaceae.
AUGGCAACCACUAUUAUCAUUACCUCCACCCUCACUUCUUCGCUUCUAUAUCCAACUACAAUAGACAACUCCGUGACUAAUUUAACAAUAAGUAUCAUCGAGUUCAACAUUCCCAACACUCCAAAUCCUGAAGGCUCGAGUGCUAUCACUUCUUCACCAACAGUACCGUCGAUAUCAACAGUUUUCCAAACAACCACUGCCAGUGCGCCACCCUGCCCGCAAACCUCACCUGCCAAGAGUUGUCCUUCAGUGUCUGGUCCCAUUGCCGGGGCCGCAGUUGGAAGUCUGGUUGGGGGAGCACUGAUUGCUGUUCUUCUCGGGUUCAUCAUCAUGAGCUCUCGGAACCGAAGUGGACGGCGCAAGAGGUCCACUCGCUUGGAGAAAGUAUCUCCGCCGAAUGAGCCGAAAGAAAACCAACCUGACACAAGUAUUGCGGCAUGGGAGAAACAUCUACCGCAGCCGGAAGCUGACAGCGACCUUCGUUCGGCCGUCUCUGCUCUGUUUGAUCAGAUUGAAAUGCACGUCGAACAAUACUAUCAGGAUGUUGCUGUCAAGGUCGACGCUUCGAUGAAACCAGAUAUCGCACAAUUUGACUCAGGCCUGUACCAAGUUUCAAUAUUGGAUUCACUGGCAUCAACGCGUCGUCCAACGACGCUCAUCAAGCACACAAUUGCUUACUUCAUGGUCUCCAGUAUCUCUGUGGAUAGUGAUUCAGCCGUUUCUUUCUUGCCCGCAGCCUUCACUGCCUUACCCCAGUCAAUGAAAGGUGCGACCAGGACAGGGACGCAUUCUGCGGUCUUUGGUGCUGCAUAUUGCAAGUGGCGUGUUUUGACUGCCUACCUGAAUCCUAAGCUAGAGAACGAUUCAGCCUACCUAGUCGCUCGAGAUAAAGCGAUUACCACCGCAGCAGAUAAGUUCUAUCGCGCAUUCUCCCCCUGGGCUCGCGACAGAGAAGGAACCCGGCGCAGCAACCUAGUCAGUAUCAUGAAAGUGGCAGCUGAACUUGGUGUGACCAUCUUCUCCCAGCCUUCAACUCUGGUCUGGGAUUGGCGUCUGUCUCGUCAUGGGGAGCAGUCCCAUGGUGGAAUGAGGCUCGUAUUACGCCCCGGCCUAGUUCGGACGACGGCUGUCCAGGGCCGACCCCUGGAAACGCCACAAGUGAUAGCUCCACCAUUAGCGUGCGUCUUGGAUACGAAGUAG